Perca fluviatilis (European perch) is the source of this 1627-nucleotide messenger RNA. RefSeq names its product cytochrome c oxidase assembly protein COX20, mitochondrial. The transcript has 4 exons. Gene Ontology annotation, biological process: mitochondrial respiratory chain complex IV assembly. The coding region runs from base 120 to 467 and encodes 115 amino acids. The record is from RefSeq and is a predicted model, not a curated record. Gene Ontology annotation, cellular component: mitochondrial inner membrane; mitochondrion. Lineage: Eukaryota; Metazoa; Chordata; Actinopteri; Perciformes; Percidae.
UGGUAGGUACUGCGCAUGCGCUGAGACAAAUAUGGUUGCAAAAAUGAUUGUUACGUGACGGUUUCAUUCGAGAUAAAUUCAGUGUAAACUUUGCAGAAGCAGACGAACGCGGCGGUACAAUGGCAGGAGAAGAGCAGGAGAGCAAGACCAAGGGUUUCCGGCUGCUGGGGAUUCUGGAUGUCCAGAACACUCCGUGUGCCAGAGACGCCAUCCUGCAUGGAGCUGGGGGCUCUCUAGCUGCUGGCCUGCUACACUUUCUGGCCACUAGUCGGGUGAAGAGGUCUUUUGACGUGGGAUUUGCAGGCUUUAUGCUGACGACACUCGGGUCCUGGUUUUACUGCAGGAUGAACAACGCUAAGCUCCGUGUGCAGCAGAGGAUGAUCCAGGACGGCAUCAAGAACAAGGUUGUGUACGAGGGGUCCGUUCUAGACCCAACAAACAAACCUGGAGCGCCAGGGCCCUCGUGACCCUGAUGGGGGAGAAGAGAGGACACCGUCAGGGCCCUACAAAGACAUAACAUUCAGUUGAUUUUUGCUGCACAAAUUGUGGAAGGGACAAAAAAUCCAGGAUGUCUUUUUUUUUUUUUUUUUUUGUGCGGUUUUGUUUUGUCUGACAACGUAGGAUACAGCAAAUCCACAGCAUUGGAUCUCGUAUUCCCCCCCGCAUAUGGACUUUUUGACUGAAGAGUAGGCUGUUGUUCCUAAAUGGUAUCCUGAUCCUGAAACAACAACAACAAUUAUUAUUUAGAAUGUUGUUCCACCAACAUAUACCAAGCUACUGUACAAGUUAAAUUCUCACUCUCCUUUAAAACCCUGUGAUGCAUGACGUGCUGUGAUGAAGUCUGUUCUGGACACAGAUCUACCGCUACUUAGUGACACGUAACCAGUGUGAUACAGCAGACUGCCGUCCGCUGUAUACAGCAUAGAUAUACGAGAAUAGCUCAAAAUGCGUACAGGUAACACGCCACUUGGCUUUAGGAAAGUGGCGUUGGGAACCACUGGCGUAAUGCAUACUGUAACUCUCUCAAAUGCUUUUUAUUUGAAGUAUCGUUAUUCUACAAGUUGGUAUAUUCCACACUUAGCGUGGAAAUGUUCUGACACAUUACAUACGUACACAUCUGUGUGUACGCACGGUUGACAAAUGAGGCCCCUGGAGUGUAAACUGAUUUGACUGUAAGUCAGCCUGGAUAGAUGUGUCUGCUACAUGUCUGUCUUUAUUUAGGUUUGGUUCACAGUUGUCUGACCAGCAGCAGGUGUCACUACAUCCACCCUGUGAUAGUGCCACUCAAUCAGCACCACCAUGCGCCACUUGUGCCCGCCAGUUCAUCUCGUCUCAAGAAUGAACUCAACUUCAACCAUCUCAUACUUGUGUAAAAUGUAUUUUAAAUUGGCCUCGAUUACAACAUAGGUUGACGAGCUUCAUUGUCUUUCCUUUUGAUCUCUGAAGUUCCGCCCUUACUGUAUAAAAAUUGAAUCGAUUUGUGACUUUAAAAAUUGUAAGUCAAAUCAUAUUGUGGAUAUUGAGAAUCACGGAACUUCUAAUAAGGGUUAGGGUUAACAACUGUCUGUUAAUAAUGAAAUUACAUUACAGCAAGUAAUGCUACUAUUAAAACAAUUCUAAGCCUGAA